UUCAACCCAUUCGAUUUUCAUACAUAUUGACGUUGGGUGUUUUUUCUUUUUAUUACAAUUUUAUACCACACCAAUUUACUUUAAAGCAUCAUAGGAAAGAAUCAUUUUUAGCGCGUAAAAAUCAACGCCAUUUUAUUGCCGGAAGAAUUAUUAUUGACAUUUGUUCGUGACUAUCUGUUCAUAGGUUCCUUUGCUAAUGGACGAUGAUACAAUUGCUUUUGGCGAAGAAGAUGAAACGAAUCAAAAUAGUAAUAAACUUAAACAUCCAUAUGUCACCAUAUUUCAUUUAGCCUUCAGAAUAUCAGCGAUAAUAGCAUAUAUGUUAUGUGGAUGGUUUUCAAAUAGUUUUAUAACUAGUUUUGUUGUUGUUGUAUUACUUUUAUCAAUGGAUUUUUGGACUGUAAAAAAUAUUACUGGAAGAUUAAUGGUUGGACUUAGAUGGUGGAAUUACGUGGAUGAUAAUGGAAAGAGCCACUGGGUAUUUGAAUCUAAAAAGGGUGUUCAACAGAAUCGCAUUAAUACCACGGAAGCUCGUAUCUUUUGGUUAGCUUUAAUUCUUUGUCCCCUUUUAUGGUCAGUAUUUUUUGUGGUGGCAUUAUUUAGUUUAAAAUUUAAGUGGCUUCUACUUGUUUGUAUCGCGAUUGUUUUAAAUGGUGCAAAUUUAUACGGAUACGUGAAAUGCAAAAUGGGAAAUGAUAAAAAUAUUUCUGCAGCAACUAGUGAUUUUUUGAGGAAACAAGUCAUACAAAAUGUUGCAUCUAUGAUGACUAGAAGUCCUCCCACGGGUAAUUCAAACGAACCAACCAAUGUGAUAUAAAAUUAGAAAGUUUUAACAAUGAUAUCAUAAUGAAUAUUAAAAAAAAUAUCAAUUUGUAUAUAAUAAUUUGUCUUGUAUAUCUUGAUCGAAUAACAUAAAAAAUUAAGUUGCUAUC
This is a messenger RNA of Apis laboriosa (Himalayan honeybee), 932 nucleotides long. RefSeq lists its product as uncharacterized. Gene Ontology annotation, cellular component: Golgi membrane. Lineage: Eukaryota; Metazoa; Arthropoda; Insecta; Hymenoptera; Apidae. Gene Ontology annotation, biological process: protein secretion; vesicle-mediated transport. The transcript has 5 exons. The record is from RefSeq and is a predicted model, not a curated record. The coding region runs from base 197 to 817 and encodes 206 amino acids.